CACACUCCGCCGACGCACACGUCGCUUCACUUCGUCCGAUCAGUGCGCCCCCGCCGGACACCGUGAUGACGCUCGCACCCGUUGCUGUCCUUAUUGCCCUCCUGGCCCUGGCAAAUGCCGGUUACCACGGGCAUCACGGAGGCCACAGCAACACGUACAGGAAGCAGAACGAUUACGGCGAAUACACGUUCGGCUACGACGUCGUGGACGGCUACGGCAGUAUCCACGGCCGCCACGAGAGUGGCUCCGCGUACGGACCCGUGGUGGGCUCCUACUACCUGGGUAACAUCGACGGCCGCCACCGGCACGUGCACUACGUGGCCGACAAGUGGGGCUUCCGUGCCAUGGUCAAGACGAACGAGCCCGGCACCAAGACGAGCCUGCCGGCCGCCGCGCCCUACCACUCGGCGAACGGGAAGACCGUGCCGGCCUACGGCAUCUCCGGUCAUGGUCAUGGUGGUUAUGGCGGAUACCACGGCUAGAUCAUCGCUCACCCUGAUACCACGAGGCUCUUCUUCCAGAAAACAUUCAGAGUAUCGACAAAAGCCCAAGCGCCCGGUGGGAAGAACUUGCAGCCUCUGGAAGCAGCGCACGCAAGCAAUUCAUGGUCCAGUACACUCAUGCAAGCAAGCUGUGAAAGCCCUUGGCGACGAUCGGCUCAGCUGAAGAAGCUGUGAAUCAGUGCCUCCGACAAGCAUGUCGGGCGCGUCUGUUUGUCAGCCUCUUUUUUUUUUCCUCUCUGAGCGAAUCAGGCGAGUGCAAACGCUCAACAUUGCCAAUAGUCGUAAACGAGCCGUAAAGUCUUUUUUUAGCUUUUUUUCUUGCCAUAAUAUUAGGGAUAAUCGGGUACAUGGCAGUCCUUUUUUUUUCAUCUUUAAACUGUUUAGUUCAGGCUUAAUCUCGAAAUACGUAUGACAAAAAUACUUUAUAAUUAAGAAUUAACACUUUCAUAAUUAUAAACUAGCACAAUAGUUUGGACAAGCCAAACCUAAUCGAAAUUCCCGUAUGCGUUGAGAAGAACUUUUAUAUUUCGUGUCUGUGUAACCGAGAAAUUCCUAUGAACGCGUUCCUGAAACUUUGAAUCAUUUUUGAAACUCACUUUGUUACUAAUAUUCGAGAAAAAAAUACGAUGAUGGGAAGACACCAUCAGUCGUCCUGCAGAGAGCUGGCCCGGAAUGAAAGUGUUAGCAGCGAGCCCAAAACAAAAAAAAGACAAAACUUAGCGUUUUAAAACACCGUUAUUGUUCAUUAAAAAAAACAAAAAUACGAAGUGUUUCGCGCCAGGCUUCACUGUUUUAAACUGCUCGCUUUUACAGAGGAAAGGAGCUGUGGUCAAUGACGAAUAAGCGAUGCGGCUUAGCCGGUCAAUUGAAUUGCAAAAUUGUGGCAGUUCCUCUGAAAUUAAAAGCAAACUCCAAUUAGUGGGUCGUGGUGUGUCUAUCCCCAAACGACGUAAUCAUUGACUUGAGGAACGUCAAUAUUCAUUGUGUAUAAGUGUACAGAAAACUUCUCACAUUGUGUUUUCUUUGUAACCUUUUCAUGUUCAUUGUGCCUAAAUGUACAGAUUUUCCUAGACAAGUUGUAUUUACUACUGAUCGCCUAUACUCACCCCGUGCAAUAUACACAAGUGUACAGAAACCUCUUACAGUGCUUGCUUCUAUUUCUAUUUCUUAAUGAACUUGCCUGUACGCCUGGCUGGAUGUAACCAAAUGCCUAACUCUUUCUAGAGCAGCAACGCUUCAGUGCUCCGAAGGUUUGUGCCCUUAAAUCUUGCAUCCUACUGCUUUCUCGGCUUGCACAAUCUUCACACGUGUUUUCGCGGCCUUCACACCUCGGCGAACUAAACUGCUGCUCUUAGCCAGAGCUCUAUUGGUCAACAACCCACGAAGAAACCACUGCCCUCAUUUCAGCCGUAACGGCAUUGUUAUAACCGUGCUCAAACGGCUGCUGUUUCCUGCAAUUGCCCGAACGCAGCACGACGCCCACCCCGUAUAAAUAUUGUUCCGCUCUAGUAGCGCCUCGCAUCCACGGCCCAGAAAGCUCGCGCUUUCAUUUCAGAUUAUCUCGCUGGAAAUUGAAAAUGUGCGUUAUUUUCGGCCUUACUUUCCUGAGAUCGCGAAAAAAAAACGGGACAUAUAUUGUGCGUGCCCAAAAAAUUUAGUAUUCUGCAUCGCUUCGCCAUGCUCAUUUAUAUGCGGGUUUCAUGUACAUACAUUCAUUUCAAACUCACACUUUUAUAUACUUUCCCUGUGCUUUAUUUUCCGCUUGUGUGCUGCUUCUAUUUCAUGCUCCUUUUUUUUUGUCUGCGAGCGGCCUUUGCUCGCAGUGCCAACGCGCCGUCAUGACGCAUGGUGAAAGCCGCGUUGCUUGGUAUUAAACCGAUUGUUGCCGUCAUCCUUGUGCUGUGUGUGCGUCUGUGUGUGUUUUGUGGCGAAUAAAGCAAGCGCUCAGCGCUGCACUAACUAUACCGGCACGCGAAAGUUUUUGUUAUCGGCAUCAUCUCAACUUCUAUUUGGUAUUUAAUAUUCCCACUGUCCUUUGUACAAAGUUCGAGUUUCAUUCAGUGAAAAUAAAAGAUGUGCUACCUGUCUGACUUA
This is a messenger RNA of Rhipicephalus microplus (southern cattle tick), 2597 nucleotides long. Its product is annotated as cuticle protein 10.9. Gene Ontology annotation, cellular component: chitin-based extracellular matrix. The record is from RefSeq and is a predicted model, not a curated record. Lineage: Eukaryota; Metazoa; Arthropoda; Arachnida; Ixodida; Ixodidae. Gene Ontology annotation, molecular function: structural constituent of chitin-based larval cuticle.